Cuculus canorus (common cuckoo) is the source of this 4310-nucleotide messenger RNA. RefSeq names its product transmembrane protein 47 (gene TMEM47). The transcript is spliced from 3 exons. Gene Ontology annotation, biological process: cell-cell adhesion. Gene Ontology annotation, cellular component: membrane; cell-cell junction. NCBI's taxonomy places the organism in Eukaryota, Metazoa, Chordata, Aves, Cuculiformes, Cuculidae. The record is from RefSeq and is a predicted model, not a curated record. Bases 146 to 691 code for a protein of 181 amino acids.
GCCUCUCCUCGCCGUUCGUCAGCGCUGGUCUCGCCGCUUCGCGCUCCGCCCGCCCCUUCUGCGCCGAGCUGCGCUCUCGCUCCCGUUCCCCUCGGGGCCGGCGGCAGAACGUUCUCCUCCUCCUUCCCCCCCACCCCCGGUCCCUAUGGCUUCGUCCGGCAGCGGCAUGGAGGAGGUGCGCGUCUCGGUGCUGACCCCGCUGAAGCUGGUGGGUCUGGUGUGCAUCUUCCUGGCGCUGUGCCUGGACCUGGGAGCCGUGCUGAGCCCCGCCUGGGUGACGGCCGACCACCAGUACUACCUGUCCCUCUGGGAGUCCUGCCGCAAGCCCGGCAACUUGGACAGCUGGCUCUGCGAGUCGACGCUGCACAGCGACUGGCAGAUAGCUACUCUUGCUUUGCUGUUGGGUGGUGCUGCCAUCAUUCUCAUAGCUUUCCUGGUUGGGUUGAUCUCUAUCUGCGUGGGAUCUCGGAGGCGGUUCUACAGACCAGUUGCAGUCAUGCUCUUUGCUGCAGUUGUUCUUCAGGUGUGCAGCUUAGUCCUUUACCCAAUCAAGUUCAUCGAAACAGUCAGCUUGAAAAUAUACCAUGAGUUCAACUGGGGCUAUGGCCUGGCUUGGGGUGCAACUAUAUUUUCAUUUGGGGGUGCCAUUCUUUAUUGCCUGAACCCUAAGAACUAUGAAGACUAUUACUAGAAUCAUUUAAUCAAAAGAAAAAUAACAAAAGGAUUACCCCAUCUUUUCUAUCUCACAGUUUUUUUAGAACACUUGUGGAGCACCAAACAGUCUGCUCUGUUGAUAAAAUAGCCUUUGCCUUUUGGGUGUGAACACUGUAACCAGCUUUUACAACCAUUUAAAAGAACUGCAAACACUACAAUUGCUGAUCUUACAUAGGCAGAUGCUGCAAGCUGCUGAUACAUAAGCUUCAUUUUUCCUGACAACAAGCAAAAGGAUCUACAUGACAGCAAUCAUUGUGAGAAAACUAGUUGGAAUGAGAAUGCAGUGCCAGCAUCUGCUCUUGCCUUCAGGGGAGCAGCUGGUAUAGGCUCCAUUUAGAAGUUUCCCUGUAUCAUAGAGGAUUCAGAUGUCUGUGAGGCAGGCAAUGGCAUCUUGUACAAUAGGCUGUGUUGGCCCCUGGUUACUUGCUCAAUAAAGCUCUUAAGGAAUUAGUUGCAAGCGACUGUGUUGAGGGCAGUGAAUGUAACUGGUUAAUGACUUGUCUAAUAGUCUAAUAUCUGCAUUCACCGGUUUUCUGGGAUAAUAAUAAUUUAAAAAAAACCCAAAAAACAACGAAACAACAAAAAACCCAAGCCACCAACCAUACAGGAUUUCAUGAAUUGGUAAUCGACAUCACUGUGCCAGCUGUAGCAGAUUGUUGAAGGAAGUCUAAGCCCGGAGACUUGUGCUUCUUAGUGUGUAGUUGGAAGUUGUCUCAGCUCCGAGUAUUUUGCUGGGAGGGUGGAGAUAAGGGGAAGCAGAAAAAGAACUCCUCUGUCCCUGAGGCAUCUAAAGUGCAUGAAUGAAUUGCAAUUGUCCUGAGUACCCAUUUAACUUCAUGAAAAGAAUGCAUAUGGAACAAGUUCAGUUAUAUUUUUUGAAAGCUAUUUGUUAGUAUAAAUGAAUAUGUAAUACAAUUAUAAAUGCAGAGGUAGAGAGACAAUUCAUCUUAAAAUUGUAAUAUAGGCUGUGAUGAAGUGGUUAAAAUACUAUCUUGUAUGCAUUCUUGACAGUCUUGGAUUGGUACCCCCAAUUUUGGCUGCUGUUACAAAAUAAACUUCAAAUGGUUUCUCUUCUGUAUAUGCCCUUUGUACAGACUCUGUGUUAUGGGAAAUGCUUAAAAGUUCACAUCAAGUUAAGGUAGAGCUGGAUGAAAUACCUACUUGCUAUUCCAUAUGUAAUCUCGUACUUACUAAAAAUUGUUUUCUAUGGCUGUUGUGAAGAAAACACUGCCAUUUUUUUUAAAUCUAGUUAGACUGUGAAGUGUCUCUGAUCAUAAAGAAUAAAGCUGAGACCCCAUCAUGUCCAUAUUAAAACAUUAGCUCUACAGGAGGUAAUCUCUUGUUUUUAAAAGCUGAGUUUGUAGUAGACUGGCUAAUCAUUAUGUACAUCUAAUUGCUCCUUGCUUGGUGUGUUUCCUGCUUAAGAUAUCUAGAGACUGUACACAUGAAUUGAAACCCAAGAUAAAAAUGACUUUUACAUAAAUUUAAUCCACUUCACUUUUAUUUUUGUUUAAGAUUUGCUUAUUUGGAUAUUUUAAAUUAAUUAUGAACAUAUUUUUAUACAAUUCUAAUCUUUUUUAAAAAAAACUUAUUUUUUUUAAUGGAGAAAUUUAAACUAUAUUCUGUGUAGGCCUCUGCAAAAGCAGAUAUGCUGGGGUUGCACAUACAAAUGGUUUUGCUGGUUCCACGGAAAAGACUGCUGAAUUACUCAGUGUUAAAACUGCAUCUGCAGUGUUAAUGUUUGUGCUAUCAGAGGUUCUGCAAUGACCAUGGGACCACAGGGCUGCCUUUAGGAGGUUGUUGUGAAAGUAUUGCUGACAUACAAAGUUGGUUUAUAAAACUCUGGGGCUCUCUGGAAUUAAAUCUGCCAUGGGACGAUAUUCCUUAUCAGCAGUCUUUUCCAGGACCAGUUGUGAUUAAUUAGAUUAGACAGAGCAAAAUGAUAGCUUGACUCGGAAGAGAUUAUAUGGCAAUGCCUGGGGAACAAGAAGGAUGGGAGGAAAAACUAUGUCCACUUGUUUCACAGGCACCAGAGAGCAUUUGUAACCCUUGUUGUUUGGGUUUUUUUUUUCCUGAGGCUGACUUAAGGUGGAUAUUCAGUAUGUAGUUAACUCUGUAUCCUUCUGAACAGCUGUGUAGUUCUGCUUUUAUUUAGCAACAUGGAGAACAUUGUAGUAUGGCAUGGGAAUUGGGUUAACAGAGAAGCUCACAGUAAGAUUUCUGUACAUCUCUUGGAGAAUAGUGGUUUAGUGCUGACAUUGUGUAGCACUUCACCUGUGCUGACAAGAAGGUACAGUGCUGAACCCGCAUCAUAUCCACUAAUUUAUCAAGUAAUUUUUCAUGUACAGUUUGAGUGAAAACAACUGUUAAGCCUAAGGCAUAUGCAAAUUAAUGGGAUGAGCUCUGGAAGUCACCCAGCUCUUAAUAUGAAAGAUGUUCAGGCAAGAAAUCUAUACGUGUGAAUGCCUAAAGACAAGAUUCUUCAUUCAUAUUUGAGUUAGAGAUCUGAUUUUCAAUCUCAACACCUGCUUUUCCUCUUGAUAAUGCAAUCUAUUAGGACACACCUUGAACUCCUCAGGUCCUUUGUGUUUGGGCACCUAGUAUAUGAGUUUAGGUACCUACCUUUAGCUUAAGUUGCUACUGCCAUUUCUUUUUCCCCCUCCCCUAUCACUGCCAGUUUUGGCAAGCAUUCUGUUUCUCAGCGCUGAACUAAAAGUAAAUACAACAUUAUACUGAUUGAUUUUUUUUUUUCCCUAGCCAUAAAAAAGGGUAUGUGUCUGUGUCUUGAGUGUACAUAUGGCAAAGUAAUAAUUUUGUAUUGCUGUUUUUGUGUCAUGACACUAUUAUUUCAGUUGUUUGGUUUUAUUUCACUGGCAGGAUGAUUCUCUCACACAAAAAAAACAUUGUUUUUCUUCCAAAUAUAUAUGAAUAAAUAUAUAUAUAUAUCUCAAACUUGCAAGCAGGGCUAGUUAUUUGUAUUUUUUAAGCUUAAAGUAUACCGUCUGGUGCUGACAAGUACCUAGCACCUCUUCUGGAUUUCUUGCACAACUUCGUUUAGCUUUUGUAAAUUUUAAAAACAAAUAUAGAGAGACCUAUGUGUUUGAAAUAUAAAUGAUCUAUAUGGAUUAGCAUGUAACUGUAUAUUAAACAUGCAAUGAACUGACUGGUAAGUGAAGUCUAAUCUUAUGGCUAGCAAUGUAAUUUAUUCAGACUGUAUUUUUGUACAGAGCAGUGCACACUAACCUAUUGCCUCUGUGUCCUCUAUAAUGCCUAAAACUGUGCCUAGAAAUUUCAUUUCUGUCUUUAAAGGAAAAAAAAAAGAGAGACAACUAAAUGCUUCAUGUUGUUUAUUGUUUUUCUGAUGUUGUUCUUUAUUUAUUUUUGAGAAGUCUGUAUGUGUUUAUUAAAUGAAUCCAUCAAAAUGUGGUUCAUUUUAAAUGGUCAUUGUUAGCAGGGAAAGACACAUGGGUUUUUUAUCAAGACUUUUAAGUUUGCAGUUGUAAUACCAUUUCUGUAUUUCACGAUUUUUGUAGCCUACAUAAAGUUAUAUGUGAAAAAGUAACUGAAAUAAAAAAAAAAUUAUUACACUAACCAAA